Messenger RNA from Cuscuta campestris, 861 nucleotides. Lineage: Eukaryota; Viridiplantae; Streptophyta; Magnoliopsida; Solanales; Convolvulaceae. The record is from the annotation of a GenBank genome assembly.
AUUAUUAUUUAAAUAAAUUUAAUGGUAUUUAAUUUGGGAGGGAGUGAAAAAUCUGCCUCUCCACUCCAUCACUGCGCUGUUUAUAACUCCCCCACACACUUCUCUUUCCAUUCGCACAUCUCCUCCGUCUUGUCAAUUCUCACCAGGAAAAAGUACAUAACAGGAGAUCGUGUAUUGAGACCAAGAAAAAUUUGGGAUGAUGAAGCGUGGACAUAGUGCUGGGGGUGGGCAGAGUUCCUUGGGGUACCUCUUUGGAGGUGGUGGAGAGGCGGCUCCUCCUAAAACCGCUCCAGCAGCACCAGUUGUCGAGAAGAACCCUCCUGCGGAUAAGGUUCCCAACAAUCCCUCUGCACCGGCUGCUGCUCCAAAGGUCACUCCAGCUCCCACGGAUAACCUUAAACAAGUUCCUGCUGGUAUUCAGAGUACCAAUGCGAACAACUACAUUCGCGCAGAUGGUCAAAACUGUGGCAACUUCCUUACUGAUAGGCGAUCAACCAAGGUUCAAGCUGCACCAGGUGGUGGCUCUUCCCUUGGUUAUCUAUUUGGUGGUGCAGACAAUAAGAGCUGAAGAACACGAGUUUCUUGUGAGAGUACUACUCUCUCUCUCUCUUAUCUCUUUGCCCAUCAAUCAAGAAUAUAAGUGUUUUGAAUAUCUGAAUUCUGAACUUGAGUAAAAACAAAUGUAAUGCUUUUGGUUCAUUGGGUGUUGUAUUUGAUGCAUUUUGUAAUUGAUUUCAAGUGUGAGAUUGAUAAAUGUUGUUGCAUUGUUGAAACUUGUUCCUUCUUGGCGUAUUCUCUAAUUCCAUUGGCAUUUUGAUGAAUGCUCACAAGUCUAAAGGACAAUAACCUUUGUGAGUGUAU